AUGGAACUGGACCUCGGCCUGGACACAUCGGAGCCAAGCGUCCUCGAAUGGGCGAGAACGCAAGGCGUUUGCGUGAACUAUGAGACAGAGUUACUGCACAUUCGCCAUCUUCAGUCACCACUAGACGAUGAGUUUGAUCGAUAUCUUCACGAACCCUCCGAUGCGACCAUCGACACGGCUGUCAGCGGGCUUGUCAAAGAAAAGCUUACGGUAAACAAAGACACUGCGUUGCUCCUCAAGGCAGCGCAUGCUCUUCAAGAUGAACUUGCAAGCGACCUGACGGUUACUAAUAGCCGGACCUGGAGUCGCGAUCUACGUCAAGAGCUACCUGUGCUAGGAUCUGAUCAUGAGCUUGAUUUGCUCAGCUUCGGUGAUACACCUGUGCCAGACUUCAAGAACUCACAGAUUCCUUCGGAGAUCACGGUAGAAGAAAAUGACGAGGGCUUUGGCUGGCCAACCAGGUAUCUCGAUUACCCUGCACAGUGCGACGCGCGGGUCAAAGCCGAAAAGCUCGCCAUCUCACGGGAGGUGUUGGUUUAUCUGCAGGACACUGUUCGAGACGCGUAUGUUCCGGAAGACGGCCAAAGGCUGGAGGCAGAGAGCCUGAUACGAAAACAAGUAUGUCAUACUGCCGACUCGGUUAUCAUUGAGGCGCAGGCUCUGCAGGAGCGAAUUCUGGCAGCGGACGCUGUUCUUCGCACAAACUCGAAUAGCAGUGAUUCGAUGCUAUUUGAUCUUACUCACCCCCCUCAAUUCAGUCCUCACUUCGAACCAACCAGUUCGCCCAUACUGAAGCGUCGAGCUGAGGAUCUCAAAGUGGAAGGUCCUCUUACGCCAUCGAUGUGUUCUAGUUCGCCCAUGAAAAGGCUAAAGUCUGUGUCUUUCGCGGACGAAUCCUUACUCUACAAGCCAUGGGGUGAGGAUGACGAAGAUAGGGUUGACUCUGACCAAUUCUUCCAUGAAAUCGAAGAGCAGGCUAGGCGCGCCAACAAGAAAAUCGAGAACGAACGACUGUCCGGCGCUGACACGAUUGCAAGGGUCGAUGUUCCAUACAUGGACUUCUCGCUGCCCAUUGCACCAUGGAUACAGUACAGUCGGCGCAAGGGUGGAGAUCAUCUACCUGAUGACACGGAACUGCAAGCGCAGACGAAAUUCCUCUUACGCAUCAAGCGAGAGGAUCUGAGAUUGGCGAAGUCCUGGCAUGGGCUUUCGAUCCCGGAACGAGAGUUGAAGUGGGGCUUUCUCACUACCAAGGUGUCUACUCUCAGUCUCGAAGAAAAGCUUCAUGGCGAGUCGGAAGUUACUAAGAUCGUCGCUGAACUGACUACGAGCGAUGUCGCGACUAGCUCAGCGCAAGUGUGGAAACGCGAAGGCCUGCGUAUCCUUGACGAAGAUGAGGACGAGGAAGAUUUGGAUCCAGAGGAAUACGAUGAGCGAAACGACAUGGAGGCUCUGUUACGCAAGCGAAAACUUGAAAUGGAAGAAGAGGUCGUGGAGAAGCAUCGCAGGCGCACCUCUUCGCAGCCAACUGCGCGUCCCCAGAUCCGAUCCUCCACAAAGAUGCAAGAGAACCACCACUUCGGAGAACGCGAGCCAACAGAAGACCAGUCGGCGAAGACCCGAUCGAAGAGGCUGGACCAUGCCUCCCAGAAACCGCAAGCCGCCAAACAAGCGACUGGAGACCUGAUGUUUGGUGGGUUCUCGGCAACAACCGCGCUUAACAAGUUCAUGCAGACGCGAGGGAAGCCAGUAGAUCGCGUAGAAAGUAGUACUGCAAAAGCGUCUGAUUCUAGGGAUCACGCUCAACCGAGAACGCACACCUUACCGGUUCGAUCAAGGGGGUCUUCAUCCGACCAGCCAGUGGAUCAGGCUCAGCAGGCGCAAACCACCAACAAGCCGUUACCUAUGCUCCCUACUGUUCCGAAUAACCUGGCGCCUUGUUCUUUCGUGAUCUCAUCAACCUUCCUACAACAAAGGGGAAUGCUGAAACUGAUCGAAUCCAUCCAUCCAAGCGCAGAGAUGGUGUAUCGAGAUUACACUUUACCGCACUCGGCAGCCAAAGAAGCUGAAAUCAUACUGUCACCAUCAACCGGCCUCAUCUUCACUACUUUACAGCAGGUCAAACAAAGAGCUCUCCCUGGUCAGUCAGAAAGAUCGCCAGUGAAAGAACGCAUGUUGAAGCUCCAGUUGCGGUACGAGAGACUGGUAGUGCUGGUGAGUGAAGGCCUAAGCCGCGAGAUGGAAGAGCUAGGAUCGAGCCGACCAGAUGACCCACGAGAUACAGAAGCUCUGAGAGCUUUCGAUACGUUCGCCAGCAAAUUAGAAGGCGAAGUACUUGUUCGAUAUGUUCGUGGAGGGGAACAGGCUCUGGCGCGGUCCACUGUUGUUGAGAUGGCAAACUACGGACUGCCAUAUGGCUCAGCAGACAUUGGCGACAUCAAGCCUGUGGCGCAAGAGACAAGCUGGGAAGUCUUCCUCCGUCGAGUCGGCCUCAACCCAUUCGCUGCUCAAGUGAUCAUGGCAUGGCUCCGCAAACCCUUGAACAUGCCGAUAGCUCCUUCUUCGACCCAUCACGCGAAGACUGUCUCAGCAUUUGGUCUCGCCCGCUUCUUACUGAUGGGUGAAGAGGAGCGAAUCCAUUCAUUCCAAGCUUUGAUGGGUGGAUAUCGCGUUCUGAUGAGGGUUAGCGAGCUAAUCGACCAACGGUGGGUCAGCGCUGUGCAUGGGUUUAGGAUGUGA
Messenger RNA from Alternaria hordeiaustralica, 2739 nucleotides. RefSeq lists its product as uncharacterized. NCBI's taxonomy places the organism in Eukaryota, Fungi, Ascomycota, Dothideomycetes, Pleosporales, Pleosporaceae. The transcript has 2 exons. The record is from RefSeq and is a predicted model, not a curated record. The coding region runs from base 1 to 2739 and encodes 912 amino acids.